This is a messenger RNA of Pediculus humanus corporis (human body louse), 1698 nucleotides long. Its product is annotated as gamma-tubulin complex component, putative. The record is from RefSeq and is a predicted model, not a curated record. NCBI's taxonomy places the organism in Eukaryota, Metazoa, Arthropoda, Insecta, Psocodea, Pediculidae. Gene Ontology annotation, molecular function: gamma-tubulin binding; microtubule minus-end binding. The transcript is spliced from 2 exons. Gene Ontology annotation, biological process: microtubule nucleation; spindle assembly; meiotic cell cycle. Bases 1 to 1698 code for a protein of 565 amino acids. Gene Ontology annotation, cellular component: spindle pole; centrosome; equatorial microtubule organizing center.
AUGUGUAAUCCUAUUACUUCAGUUAUUACAAGAUUACAAUUGGAAGCGACAAAAUAUGUAGAAUCUCAGGUUUCUGCAAAACCUACUGAAUAUAACUUACACAAAUCUACUCAUCCCAAUGAACAUAAGCCACAACUGAUUGAUUGGUCGAAAAAGUGUCCAGGUCUUAUAUCAGAUUUUUCUUCACAAGGAGAUCAAAUCAAUUUUCCAGUAGUUCCUUCAUGCUCUCAAGAAAGUAUUGUUGUAAAUGAUUUAAUUUCUUGUAUGCAGGGAGUGUCUGGCAGAUAUGUUAUGGCAAAUCCUCUAAAAAAAGAUGAGCCUAGAACAUUUGUCGUUCACGAAAGUUUAGAUUUGUGUUGGAAACAAUUUGCAAAUAAUAUUUUACCAGUAGCUAUUUAUUAUUCAACUUUAACAAGAUUUGUUGAGGAACAAUUUCAUUUUAAAUAUGGAAAAGUAAAUCAUGCUUUAGCCGCAUGUUUACUUAAAAUCAAAAACGAUUAUUUGGGAAUGGUUGCAAAGCUUGAAGACCAGAAUCGUUUAGGAGGUCUUAACUUGCAUCGCUUCUACUGUCAAGUUCAACCUUAUUUAUUUUCUUUUGAAACAAUCAAAAACAUUUGUGAAGCAAUAAACAAAAGAGGCGCUAAAGGUGGUAAAACUCUUAGUUUACUACAUGAGUUUGCGACUAAUUGCACUGGAAAAGAAGAAAAAUUAUGUCAAAUCUUGUUGGAAGCCUCUGCAAUACCCUACAUGAAUCAAUUACAAAAUUGGCUGUACCAUGGAAUAAUCAUAGAUCCCUAUAAUGAAUUUUUAGUAAAUGAUAAUCAAGUAGUUUUCGAUAAAGAACAACUUCCAGAAGAAUACUCAGAUGAUUAUUGGGGAAAAUGUUAUACAAUAAAUAAAGAAAAAAUACCAAUUUUUUUAGAAAAACUAGCUCCUAUGAUAUUGUCAACUGGAAAGUAUUUGAAUGUUUUACGACAGUGCGGUCUUAAUGCCAAAUCUUCUGCUGAAGACAUUGUUUACCUGUAUAAUGAAAACAAAUGUGCAGAAGCAAUUCAAAAAGCUUAUGUAUUAGCAAGCAGCAGCUUAUUAGAUCAUUUGAUGCAAGUGAAUGAUUUGAUUGGUCAUUUAAAAUCUGUUAAACACUAUUUACUGUUUGAUCAGGGAGAUUUUUUUAUGAAAUUCAUGGAUAUGAGUGAAAAUGAGCUAAAUAAAGAAAUAGGAGACAUAUUACCUUCCAGAUUACAAACUUUGGUAGAACUAGCAUUAAGAACUUCUUCUGCAAGUGCUGACCCAUAUAAGGACAAUAUAAAAACUGAAUUACACCAGGAUGAUAUUAUGACAUUAUUACUCAAGAUAAUUUCAAAUUCGAAAGGAAUAUUAAAACCGAAUAAGACUACAAGAGGUUGGGAAUCGCUGACAUUCAUAUACGAAGUUAAAUGGCCUGUUUCAUUAAUACUGAACAAAAGUUCUAUAAUGAUUUAUCAGCUUAUAUUCAGAUAUCUGUUUUUUUGUAAAUACGUCGAACGUUUACUGUGCAAAGUGUGGAUUGAUAAUAAAGCUGCGAAAAAACUAUCGAGAAAAGUUUCGAAUGAAUAUAAAUCAGCCUGGGAUUUAAGGCAAAGAAUGUUGCUAUAUGUUCAUAAUCUUGACGUCCUAAAAUCAAAACGGAGCAAACUCAUCGAAAUCAUCAAAAUUUAA